Molecule: messenger RNA, 8904 nt
Organism: Monomorium pharaonis (pharaoh ant)
Lineage: Eukaryota; Metazoa; Arthropoda; Insecta; Hymenoptera; Formicidae
Gene: ctrip
Product: E3 ubiquitin-protein ligase TRIP12
Exons: 25
Coding region: 1418-7702 (2094 amino acids)
Biological process (GO): DNA damage response; proteasome-mediated ubiquitin-dependent protein catabolic process; regulation of double-strand break repair
Cellular component (GO): nuclear speck
Molecular function (GO): ubiquitin protein ligase activity; zinc ion binding
Source: RefSeq, a predicted model, not a curated record
UGCAAUAGAAACAAUUUUAAAUUAAAAAAAUUGCGCAGUUUUUUAUUUUAGUAUACGCAGAAAAUUUCAUAUUAUGCGCAGACUCCUGACAGACAAACUGAUUUGGAAACAUGUAGGGACAAAGCUAUAAAAUUUUCAAGUAAUUUCCGUUUUUCAUUUCCUCCAAGACAAUGUAGCUACUCUAAUAAUAUUUCAUACGUGUCAUCGGUAAUCUGUACGCUUCGUCAAAUCAAUGAACUUUUUCACAUAUAUCGUAACUGUACGCGAUAACAUUUCACCGUCAGCAGUUCAAGAGAAAGGGGAAUCAAACCACGAACAACGAGCCACGAGUACGAUUAAAAUAAACCGUGAAUAAUCGUGAAAAGUGACUAUGAAUGAUCAUUUUUUAAUGGAAUUUCGAUGCCUUUUCGUCCUCGUUGCGAAAAAUUUAUUGGCGCCCCGACGAGGUACCUCGCGCGACGCACGGUACUCAGGCACGGGCCUGAGACGCGAGGACGGCCGCGAUUGGCGCGGUGGGGAGUAAAUCCUCACGUAUGUUGCGACAGGUUUCCGAACGCAGGAACGGACGGCUUCCGCUGACUGGUCGUACCUGUAGACGUGUGCACGCGCGCGUAUAUGUGCAUAUGCGUGUGCUGCCUGCCUGUACUGCCGUUACCUCGCAUCGUCUCUCUGCCCUGUCUGUGUGCUGGCGCGUGUGACAUCGACGACGGGGGCGGAGCGUCCCGUGCCCACCCAGUCCUAACCAACCCGACGACCAGCGUCUGACCGCGUCGACAUUCCGGUCGGCUCAUCUACAGUGCGCGUCUCGGGCACCCGUGUGUGUCUUGUCUCGUUUUCCCCUCGUUGCGCUCGGAGAGCAGUUCGGAGCGCGUGCGUGCGUGCGUGCGUGCAUGCGCACGCGUGAUAUGUGUGUGCGUGCGUGCAUGCGCGCGCACACUGUGCUACACUACUCUAGCAGCAGCAGCAGCAGCAGCAUACGGAUACGAGACGGUUCCCUUGUGCGUCGUGGCGCGGACCGCCACGAACGCUCUCGCUUCUCUCGCUCUCGCAGGGCUGCUACGCUCCGAGCCCAGCAGCAGCACCAGCACCAGCACCAGCAGCGGCAGUGUCGUGUCUCCGCGCGUGUGCGUUCAUGUGCGCGUUUACGUCCUGCGUUGUGCCUGCGAUAGAACGAAGGGGAAAAAACGAAGAGGAGAAGGUCUGCGUCUCGCCUCGUCUCUCUUCUCGUUGCGUCGCGUCGCGUUUCACCAGCCUCGUGAUAGAGGGAGAGCUUUUAUAGGCCGAGAGAGGAUAAUUAAAACCUCGUUUUCUCGUCAUCAUCAUCAUCAUCAUCAUCGUCGUCGUCGUCCGUCGCCGCGAUGCCCUGGGCGUGUUUCAACCGCAUUCAGACAGAAUAGUGGCAUGAGUCGAUUAAUCUAUGGCAGAUCAACAAGAUCAGUUGUCAUCAGGGGGGUCUGUAGAGAAGGCCAGUGCUUCAGCAGACACCUCUAAGCUUAGGGGGAAGGGCUCUAGCGGUGGCACGAGCGGUUACAGAAAACGACAGUGUACUGGUGCAAUCCCGGAUAGCGUGGAAGAGAAGAGGCGUCGACAGACCGCAGUUGGUGACCCGCAGACAUCUCAGGCUGACGUUGGCAUAGCGCACACGCACUCGACCGACUCUUCCAGGGCAGAGGGCAGAAUCAGGAGCGAACGACGAAAUCAUGGAGCUGGCUUAGAAUCUUAUCCAGAUACCGACUGGAGGUCGCAUCAUAAGAUUCACCAAGCCAGCUACAGCAGCAGCAGCGGUAGUGGUGCGAGGGUGCGUAGUGCAGCGAGGACGAAUCUGCCGGAGUUGAAUUUAACACCUACCGAUUGUGUGGCGUCGCGGACCCGUUCCCGUACACCACAGAAUCCUCAGGCGUUGGCACAGGGAAUCAGCAGCUACGAUCUGCCAUCACUGCCCAGUGGAUACGGUAGCCGGAAGACGAGCAGUACCUACGGCGGCGCGGUAGCGUCAUCGAGUGCGACGUCGAUCACUAGUCAUCCAUCCACGUCGAGAGGCAGAGGAGGCCAGAGGAUGAGCGAAUGUCUGGAAGGAUUUGUGUCUGCUGUCAAAGCACUUUUUCCAAUAUCAACACAAACCUACCAUCAAGAAGAUUCAAAAUCACACGGUGGUGCGACCUGUAGCGCAACCAGCAGCAGCAGCAGUACGAGUAGUCAAGUUCUGGGUGUCAAGUCCAGCAUCAGAGUGGGUAACGCAGCAAGUAACUCUGUGGAGAGUGGUGGGGGGGCGUUGGCACAUGACGGGGCAGGCACGAGUGGCAUCGCGUCAACUGCCAAUCCACCUGUGUCUGCCGCCGUUUCUGCCAACCCUGCACACCCUCAUUCUACACACAAGCACUUGCUACGCUCUCGCGCGAAAGCUUCUGGUGAACAACCCAAGGAACUGCCAUCCAGCAACAAAACUUCGGGGAAGCAUCACAAGAAAGAUACUACAACGGGUUCCUGCUCGAGUUCCAGACAUCGCUCCUCAUCGCGCGUGAGGAAGCCGGUGGUGGAAAGUGGCUCUGGCGGACUAGGUAGUGUAAUGUCAGGCAAUGACACCAUCAGCGCUACAUCGGUAUCAUCUUCUAUCCCCAGCAAUCAGUUAGUUUCAACCACAGGUGAGGAGGAGUCGGCAUCAACUGCGACAUCCGCCACAGACCGCCUCAUUCAAAAUGUCGAUUUCCUGCUUGCACGCGAAGCUGGUGGAGGACCAUCUGGAAUGUCAGGAACGACUGGUGAUAGCGAGAGCGACGAUGGGGAAGUUGGACGAUUGCAGGCUCUGUUGGAAGCCAGAGGAUUACCGCCGCACGUGUUCGGCGCGUUAGGACCGCGGAUGCAACACUUACUUAACAGAAGCAUGGGUGCGAGCUCCGCUGCGAAAGCACAACAGCUACUAGCUGGUUUGCAAGCUGUCGAGGAUGAGGGAGAACAAUUGCAGGCUGUCAUGAACAUGGGAGAGAUUCUCGUAAUGGGCAACGAAGAUACUUUGACUGGUUUCCCUGUCAAACAAGUGGUUGCAGCUUUAAUUAAUUUAUUGGGAAUCGAGCAUAAUUUUGCGAUAAUGACUCACGCGUGUCGUGCCCUUACAUAUAUGAUGGAGGCACUGCCACGAUCGUCCACUGUUGUGGUGGACGCGGUGCCAGUAUUCCUGCAAAAACUCGAAUCCAUCGAGUGCAUGGACGUAGCUGAACAAUGUUUGACGGCAUUAGCCAUGUUGUCGCGCAGACACAGCAAAACAAUUUUACAUGCGGGUGGAGUAUCAGCUUGUUUGAAAUUUGUUGAUUUCUUCAACAUCACGGCGCAACGUGCAGCAUUAACAAUUACUGCAAAUUGCUGUCAGAAUCUUCAUCCUGAUGAUUUUCAUCUUGUAGUUGAUAGUCUGCCGUUAUUAACGAGCAGAUUGACAAAUCAAGAUAAGAAGAGUGUCGAGUGUGUAUGUCAAGCAUUCAGUCGAUUAGUUGAUAGUUUUCAACAUGAUCCCGUAAUGCUGCAUAAAAUUAUCAAUGCCGAACUCUUACAGAAUCUGCAACAGCUGCUCAUGAUUACGCCGCCGGUUAACAGCACUAACAAUUUCAUAACUGUAUUACGAAUGCUCUCUGUGAUAUCGAAUCGCUGUCCCGACUUGGCACAGUUGUUGCUGCAACAAAAUAUAGCUUUCACAUUAAGUUAUCUCUUAACCGGAUCUCUGGAAGUCAAAACGGAGGACGUGGAGUUGGUGCCGCGUACGCCACAGGAGUGGUUCGAAAUUACGUGUUUAAUCGAAGAACUUAUGCCUCCGUUGCCAACUGAUGGGAUAUUUAGUGUAAAUAGCUUACUUGAAAGGACCAGCAAUCAACAGGAGACUGUCCAGUGGGAAUGGCGCGACGAAAGACAGUGUUCCCAUCCGUUCAGUACUAUAGAUUCUAGAAUUAUUGAGAUGGCGUUUCAAAAUGGCGAAGAUGAGAUAUGCCUUACCUCUUUAGGACGAACUUACACUAUAGAUCUGACUGUGAUGAAACAAAUUAACGAGGAUAUAGGAAUGGCAAGAAGUAUAUUUCGGAGAGUAAACGCCAAUCCCACUGAGGGGAAGAGUCCAACUUGCUCAUCUAGUAUGGAUGUUGUGCCUCCAGUAAUCGAAACGAACGAAUGGCUAGUGUCUUUUAUUCGAACUUUAUUCUCUGUACUAUAUGAGGUUUAUAGCAGCUCAGCCGGGCCCGCCGUAAAAUGCAAAUGCCUCCGAGCUCUCCUACGUAUGGUAUAUUAUGCUUCAACUGAUUUACUUAAGGAUGUUCUAAAAAAUCAAGUGGUUUCGUCGCACAUAGCUGGUAUGUUAGCGUCACAGGAUUUGCGUAUAGUUAUCGGGGCUCUUCAAAUGGCGAGUAUCCUGAUGAAAAGAUUGCCGCAAGUGUUUGGGGUUCAUUUUCAUCGCGAGGGUGUGCUGCAUCAAGUCCGUCAAUUAGCAGAUCCCGAAGUACCUCUCGGUGUUUCACCACCUAAGUGCCCUUCUGGUACAUCAUUACCAAGCCCACAGCCAGGUCCGUCUAAUACACCACUUUCUUCCACCACAAUGUUGUCUUCUAAUAGUGCCACGUCUCCGGUUGUCUCUCCAUCCUCGAAUGGCAACGGCAUAUUGUUCGGCACAAUCGCGUCGUCAUGCCAGUAUAAACCAAAUAUCAGUGCUUCGCUGGAACCACACAGAACGGAGUUAAACAACAGUAUAGAGGAAAGCACACCGCAAAGUGCUCACUUGAGAAUCGGUGACGUGUUGAAGAAGAAGCGGCAGAAUAAGAAGGGUCGUUUCUCGAGACUGGGAAGUGCCACCACACCGCAACAAACGCAACAACCGGAGUCAAUGUUCACCGGUUUUACCCCGAAGAACAAUCGAUUUUUGGGGAAUCUUAAUCCAGCCAAAUGGGGUCGGAAAUCGUCCUCGUCUAGCACUAGCAGCGACAAGAGGGACUCGAGCUCGUCCACGAAUCUAUCGAAACCGCCGAGCAAUCCAAGCUUGACUGGCGGAAAUCGAGAUAAGGCAAAAGCGUGGGUACGCGAACAAGCUGCUCAAUUUCUGACAAGAUAUCAAGAUGAUGCACCCUGCUCGCAUCCCGCUCUAACGGUUCUCGCUCGGCUGACUGCUGCCAUACAGCGAUUGCAAUCAAAUGAAUUAGAUGAAAUGUUGUCAGCAUUAACAGAAUUACGGGAUAUAGUUCUCGAGAGUGACAUAUCGCCGUUUGAAAUGAAUUACAGUGGCCUUAUCAAGGCCCUGUUGAACUACCUCACUACUACAGAUGCACCGGGCAAUCGCUACGACCGUCUUCGUAUGUUUUGGAAAUUAUUUGCGGAGUCUACCAUGCAACAAAAUAAUGAUAUCAUGGAUCUUAAUCCCGGGGCGUUUGGUGCUUUAGUAACGAAACUGAACAGUUGCGUUGCACAGCUAGAACAAUUUCCAGUGAAGGUUCAUGAUUUACCUGCCGGUUCUGGCGCAGGUCGUGGCGGCACCAGUGCUCUCAAGUUCUUUAACACACAUCAACUUAAGUGUAAUCUUCAACGGCAUCCAGACUGUAACAAUCUAAAACAAUGGAAGGGCGGUACUGUAAAGAUAGAUCCACUUGCAUUGGUACAGGCGAUUGAACGUUAUUUGAUGGUACGUGGAUACGGCAGAAUACGGGACGCUGAUUCGAUGGUCAGCGAUGAUGACAAUAGCGAGGAUGACAUUGAUGAUACUUUGGCGGCAGUCGUGAUAAGUCAAGGACCACCGAAACACAAACUUCAAUUUUUAAUCGGCGACGUGGUCCUACCUUUCAAUAUGACAGUCUAUCAGGCCGUUAGGCAAUUUGGGUGUUCCGGAGUGGAUCACUCCGAGGCAGAGGCCGACAGUGAACCGCCGUUAGGACACGAUGCGGUGUGGGUGCAAACCCACACGAUAUACUACCGACCUGUACCGGAAGAGGACGCCGCGACCUCUCCAAAGUUAGGGUCGAGUUCACAGGGUAAUAGCAGGAAGGGCAAGGGAAAAAGUACAAAGAUUAGUUCGAAGAGGAAAGAGGAUAGUCUCUGGUUGGAAGGCACGGUUCCACCUCAGCACUGUCCUCUCACGCCAUAUCUGUCUCCCACGUUACCACCUUCGGUGACCAUCGCGGACGCCUCCCUCGAUGGAUUGUGUCUGCUGCGGCUCUUACAUGCUCUCAAUCGCCAUUGGGGCAUACUGUUCCCUCAUCUGAAAAGCAUGAGUCUACUGUCACCUCAGGAUUUCAUCAACAACAAGAUCGCUGCGAAAGCCAGCAGGCAGCUACAAGAUCCGCUGGUGAUCAUGACCGGAAACUUACCAUCCUGGUUACAACAGAUAGCGUCUGUCUGUCCUUUUCUCUUUCCGUUCGAGACGAGGCAGCUCUUGUUGUAUGCGACGUCAUUCGAUCGUGAUAGAGCGUUGCAGCGCCUCUUGGAUUCCGCACCGGAACUGUCAGGAUCAGAUAGUCAAGAGCGAGUCACGCCACGCUUAGAACGAAGGAAGAGAACUAUCUCAAGAACAGAUAUUCUUAAGCAAGCGGAACAAGUGAUUCAAGACUUAGCCUCUAACAAGGCCUUACUCGAAGUGCAAUAUGUUAACGAGGUCGGUACCGGCCUCGGUCCAACUCUGGAAUUCUACGCUCUAGUCUCCAAGGAACUGCAACGUACUGACUUAGACUUAUGGCACGGCAGUUCAAAUCCUACUGAGAAUGGAUACGUUAAUUCCUCACAUGGACUCUUCCCGACGCCAAUCCCAUGGAACACUAAAGUUUCCCAUUUAGCAAAAUUGAAGACCAAGUUUAAAUUCCUCGGGAAAUUCAUGGCGAAAGCGAUAUAUGACUCCAGAAUGUUGGAUUUGCCAUUUAGUCCAACUUUUUACCGCUGGUUACUGGGAGAGGAGCAUACUCUCACGUUAGCAGACUUAGCGUAUGUGUGUCCCGACGUAUAUCGCACUCUCAACAAACUCCAAGAGGUCGUGAGGAAGAAGGAAGUCAUGGAGAAGGAUCAGACGCUACGACCGCAUGAGAAAGCGCAGCUGAUAGAGGCUCUUGAUUUAGACUCAUGUCCGAUUUCUGAACUAGGUCUUGUAUUUGAGUUGCCGGGCUACGAAAAUAUCGAAUUGCGGAAAGGCGGUAGCGAAAUAUCCGUUACUAUUCAUAAUUUGGAUCAAUAUAUUAAGCUGGUGAUUCAUUGGUUCUUAUACGAAGGCGUGUUCAGACAAAUGGAAGCUUUCCGAGAAGGUUUCGAAUCGGUAUUCCCUCCGUCGCAACUGAGACUAUUUUUCCCGGAGGAGCUGGAGGCGGUGUUCUGCGGCCACGCGCAAACCGGGGGAUUGUGGGACGUGAAAACACUUGCCGAGUGCUGUAGAACCGAUCACGGUUACACGCCGGACUCACGGGCCAUUCGUUUUCUGUUCGAGGUCAUGUCAAAGUACAACAGCGAGGAGCAGCGACAGUUCAUUCAGUUCGUCACCGGUUCACCGCGCUUGCCUGUUGGAGGUUUCAAAAGUUUAACGCCUCCGUUAACAAUAGUGCGCAAAACCUUCGAUCCGUCUAUGAAGACAGAUGAUUUUCUACCAUCAGUAAUGACUUGUGUUAACUACCUAAAACUGCCUGAUUAUACCACUUUGGAAAUAAUGCGGGAAAAGUUACGGAUAGCCGCGCAAGAGGGUCAACACUCGUUUCAUCUCUCCUAGAAACGGAUGGAAGAUCAGCGCUUUAUUUUCUUCUUUACUUUUACAUUAUUCAAGCCGCAUAUUCGAACUUCGUUUAAGGUCCACGUAAAAUUUUACGUACGUUGCCAGUGAGUAAAUCCAAUGUGACAAUGGUUUUACUAUUUUGUGUGAUUUCUUUUGAGGACACUUUAUUUUUUGGGGAAAAAAAAUCGUCCGAGCAAUACUUCUUUAUUUUGGUGUUUAUAUCUUUGCGAUUUGGAUUGUGAUAUACUUUGAUCAGGAAGAAAAGUGCAAAACUGCAUAAUUAAUCGAACCGCGCGUGUUUACGCUGUCGCGAACAACUGCGAACCGAAUGGCUUGCAAGCGACCUCGUUUUUUAGAGAAAAGAAACUUAUCUUCAGUGUGUUACAAUAAAAAAAAGAAAAAGAUUGUAAAUAUAGUUUAAUAUACGCAAGUCGAUAUAAAUACUUUAUAUUAUAGUAACGAGAAAAAUGAUAUUGCUAUAAGAAAACAGAAUACUAACUGAAUAUAAUAUAAUCCGAGAGAGAAAGAGAGGAAGACGUUUACUAGACAUAAGUAAAUUUUAUAUCAGUGAUGCGUUAAAAAGCAUCGCCAUACAUCGCGCCAAUCCCCCCCACCCUCCUCGUGUUCCGCGAUCGCGGAAGAAAUUAAAAUUUACGAGCUAAAAUCAGCAGGAAGACGCGCACGCCCGCGACUAAGGUGCACGGGCGCGUCUCUCGUUGUCGGAAACAACGCUAUUUCCAAACAUACACAAUACACACACAAUAUCGUAUCUCUCGCUGCUAUUUUCUAUUUUGUAAUCGAUCUCUUCGUGUUCGCGUCGCUUUUAAGUUCCAACCGAGAAUGCAAUGCGCGAGAACGUAGCGUAACGCUCUUACAUUUAAGUUUCAAUCAAUGUGUAAACGUUCAUCGAUGUUAAUUGAUAUUUUUAUUCUAAGUAAAUUGAUCCCCCCCCUCCCUCGAUCGUUACUUUAUUUAAUAAGAGUGCAACCGGAAUCGCUACGAAUCGUCGCGACACAUUCGCGUGAAUCGAAGGGAAAUGCCGAUAUUCAUUUACUUACAAGCAAGUCGUAUUUAGAGGCAAAAAAAGAAAAAAAAUUGUAAGAGAACUGUAUGAUACGAUGAAAUAGAAUGGAUAUAAAGUGAAGCUGGUGUAUAUCAAAUGGAUAAUAAAUACAAGGUGCAUUAUGUCGCCGCGCACA